CAACUUAAUGCUGGGGAUUAUAGACAGCACGCGCAAAUUGUCGCUUCAUCAACAGCACGUGUAGAUGAACGGUACAACAUAUGUUGAAGACGCUGGAAAAGUUACAGAGUUUGAAGGAAGUACUAUACGCAUGCGUAAUUCGCAGUGAUGGCGACUUGCAUGUAACGGAAAAGUGAUAACACAUAAAAAAGUUUUUUGGGGGAAGUAUUAAUAGGUGCUAAGUGCUGCAUGUGUACAGUGGAUGUUGUUAGGGCCGAUGUAGAACAUGCUGUAUUAUGACGUGGACAUGGCUGUUUAGUGUCGUGUUUUUGUUGCUGAUAGUUCCUGAUGCCUCUGAUGGAACACUAGCGAGAGGUCUGGGUAGUGAUGAUGAAGUCAAGCUGAUUGAGUACCUGUUUGUGGACAAAAACUACAACCCACUGAUCCGACCGGUCAGGAACAUCAAUGAGUCAAUUGAGGUUCAGUUCAACCUGGCAUUGAGUCAGCUUAUCAGCGUGGAUGAAAAGAAUCAAAUUAUGAAAACAAAUGUCUGGCUACAGAUGUACUGGUACGACUAUCAGCUCACGUGGAACCCAGACAAAUAUGGCGGAAUUAAGACGAUUCGAAUUAAUCACUCUAAGGCUUGGAGACCGGACAUCGUCUUGUUCAAUAACGCUGACGGGAAGUACCAGGUGAGCUACGAGUCUAAUGUGGUGAUGAAUUAUGAUGGUUUGAUCUAUUGGAUUCCACCUGCCAUUUACCGGUCCUCAUGUGAUAUCGACGUCAAGUACUUCCCGUUUGAUCAACAGGAAUGCGAAAUGAAGUUCGGGUCUUGGACGUUUCUGAAAAACCAACUCUUCUUCACAUAUUACUUGAACAGAAGGACUCUGGAUUUUUCUGACUAUUUGCGCAGUGGGACAUGGGAUAUCAUCGACAGUCCGGCCUGGAUUCAGGAGCAAAAAGAUCCAGUAUCUGGUGAAAUCCGAGAUUUGUACAUUGUUAAAUUUGUUGUCAGAAGAAAGACCUUGUUCUAUAUUGUAAACCUAAUUGUACCCUGUGUGUUGAUUUCCUUUUCAAGCGUCUGUACGUUCGCGUUACCUAGUGACGGUGGAGAAAAGAUCACAAUGUGUAUAUCCAUUCUUCUCGCUCUGGUUGUGUUUCUUCUACUGAUUUCCAAGAUUUUGCCUCCUGCUUUGACAAUUCCUCUGAUCGCUAAGUACCUUCUCUUCAACUUUAUUAUGACCAUCAUAGCCAUCUGUUGUACCGUGUUUGUGUUGAAUAAGAACCACAGGACUCCUCGGACUCACUCCAUGCCCGGAUGGAUUCGAGUGGUCUUUCUUUACUACCUCCCGAAAUUCCUUUUCAUGAAGAGACCAGGACACGAAACCCGAUGGAAAGGGCGACAACUGAAAGACAUAGUGAAAGAGUCAAGAACAGGCACCCCUGAUGCUGCUUUGUAUAGGAUGCCUGAAAUUGAGAGAAAUCAUCCAGAUAUUAAUGAUACACACUUUGCGGAAGCAGACAGCCAUAUCAUUCCAGGGAACAACGAGACAAUGUCAUCUAUUGAAGUGUUCAGUGAGGAUUUCAAGAGAGCCUCAGAUGCGUUAAAGUUUAUCCGACAGCACACAUUGAAGCACGACCACUAUGACACUAUCAUUGAUGACUGGAAGUAUGUAGCCAGUGUCAUUGAUCGUCUGCUUCUGGUCAUCUUCCUCCUGGUGACUGUCGGGGGCACCAUGGGCAUUUUCCUCCAAGCCCCGAACAUUUUCUCCGUCGUCGAUCAGGAUGCCAUCAUCGACAAACUCAUGUCUUCCCUUAAUUGACUUCCUGUCGAUGAACAAAUCGAACACUCCAACAGUUGACAAUAUGCGCCCUAUUUAUAUUUUUAUGACAGAGAAGUUGCAAAAGCACUACUGAUUUUUCAUUUAUUUUUAGAAUAACCGUUUUUCUAUGCAUUAGCGGGUAUUUUUGUAGAUGUCUAUUGUAUUUUUUAUUAGUCUUACACUUUUGAUGAUGAUGACAUUUGGUUUAUGCACACUGUGAAUAUGUCUUCCAGUAAAAUGUUGAUGAUACCUGUAUAAAGCCCUGAAUAUUUUUUUUUCGAUUUUUCUUAAGAAUAUAUGUAUAUAUAGACACUCGUAUUCAUAUAGCUGCUACGAGUAGAAUAUUGUGACGUCUUCCUAGCAAUGAAAUGCCUGUUUUUCAGAAGUUCUUCAUAUAUUAAAAGUGGUGCGUUUUAGCCACAUCCUAGAAACAUAUUUUCUUAUUAUUAUCAGGUAUCCAUCUGUGAAUUUCCAUUUUAUUUUUCUUUUAAUUUUACUUUGUCUGUAUUGAAAUAAUAAUCAUCGUAUCCCUUGGUAUAUGUGAUUGUUUAUGGAAUAAAUAUUUUUAAAAAUUGUCA
This is a messenger RNA of Saccostrea echinata, 2380 nucleotides long. Its product is annotated as acetylcholine receptor subunit beta-like 1. Gene Ontology annotation, cellular component: neuron projection; postsynaptic membrane; synapse. The record is from RefSeq and is a predicted model, not a curated record. Gene Ontology annotation, biological process: chemical synaptic transmission; signal transduction; nervous system process. Gene Ontology annotation, molecular function: transmembrane signaling receptor activity; acetylcholine-gated monoatomic cation-selective channel activity. The transcript is spliced from 6 exons. Lineage: Eukaryota; Metazoa; Mollusca; Bivalvia; Ostreida; Ostreidae. Bases 276 to 1802 code for a protein of 508 amino acids.